Molecule: messenger RNA, 1179 nt
Organism: Aspergillus luchuensis
Lineage: Eukaryota; Fungi; Ascomycota; Eurotiomycetes; Eurotiales; Aspergillaceae
Product: TDA10 family protein
Exons: 5
Coding region: 1-1179 (392 amino acids)
Cellular component (GO): cytoplasm
Source: RefSeq, a predicted model, not a curated record
AUGCCCAUAGAGAUGAUGCCGGCCAAUCCUUCAGGCAAUACAUUUGUCCUCCGCAGAAUCACCCGCUCGGAUCACCUCCGAAGCUUAGUCUACCUUAGCAGUAUAUCAUAUCACUGUAGCCACCAGAAUAUACUACCUACACAUAAAACAAAUCUAUUACUACUAUCUCAUUCUCCCAUAAAAGCACCAAAUAAGAUACAAUUUCCCACAAUGCCCGAAAUAAUCGACGAUAAAUCCCAACACUGCAUCCCCUUCCUCCUGGAACGACUCCAAGCCCACCAAGCCCGCCAUCCCACCAACACCCCGCCUUUCUUCCUCGGUCUAAAUGGCGUGCAGGGGGCCGGUAAAACAGUCCUGGUCUCAACCCUCCAAUCCACCCUCCGCUCCCCACCCUACUCCCUCAACGUGGUAACCCUCUCCCUCGACGACCUAUACCUCACACACUCGCAACAAGAGCACCUCGCCGCCUCGCACCCCUCAAACCCGCUCCUCCAGCAUCGCGGACAGCCCGGCACCCAUGACCUGACUCUAGCGAAGGAAGUGUUCUCGGCGUUGCGCGCGGGCCAGCGCACCGCGGUCCCGGCGUACGAUAAAUCGGCGUUUUCCGGACAGGGCGAUCGCGUGCCUCCGUCGCAGUGGGAGGUGGUGAAUAAGGAGGGUGAAGAGAAGGUGAAAGUGGUGGUUUUUGAGGGGUGGUGUGUCGGGUUUCGCGCGUGGGAUGAGGAGGUGCUUAGGGGGAAGUGGGCGGAUGCGGUUCGAUUGAAGGAAGCCGCCGCUGCUGGCCAGGGUGAGUAUAAGGGGAGAUUGGGACAUGUGGAGUUUGAGGAUGUUAAGACGGUUAAUGAGGCGUUGAGGGGGUAUGAUGUGAUUACUGAUCAAUUGGAUGCGUUGAUUCAUAUCGAUGCGCAAGACCUCCAUUUCGUCUAUGACUGGCGACAGGAGCAAGAGAGGACCCUUCGCGCUGCAAAGGGGACUGGUAUGACGGAGGAACAAGUCACCAAGUUUGUUGAUGGCUACUAUCCCUCCUAUGAACUCUUCACUGAAACUCUCCGGGAGGGUACAUUCAAGCCUGUGCCUCAUGCUACUACGGCAUCUGCUCCGCCAACAGGCUGGGAGGGGAGACAGCUUCGAUUGGUUGUGGAUAAGAAUAGGAGAGUGCAGGUGGUUAUCAACAUCUAG